Molecule: messenger RNA, 414 nt
Organism: Pichia kudriavzevii
Lineage: Eukaryota; Fungi; Ascomycota; Pichiomycetes; Pichiales; Pichiaceae
Exons: 1
Coding region: 1-414 (137 amino acids)
Source: RefSeq, a predicted model, not a curated record
AUGAAGGUAAAACAAAUUGAUACGUAUAUUACUUCUACUAGGGACCUUUUGAAGGCAAACCCAUCUGGCACGACGAUAUCAAUAACCUACACUCAUAGUAAAAUUAAUAAGGACAAACCGAAAACCAUAAUAAAAUUCAAAACAAAUGAUCCAAGAUGUGGUAUAUGUUACUCAUACAAAACACAUAAAAUCAAGGAAUUUUCCAAGUUGUUCAAUGCGUUAGGUCCAAAUGGCUGUAAUGUUCAGGGUGAAGAGCAAGAGGGCUUAAGUUUAAUUUUAUCAAAUGUUGAUAAAAAAGAUGUUAUAGAGGAGACCACUACGCAGCUACAAGAAAGUACAACCGAGCCUGCACCAGCCAAGGUACCUGAAACAACCCAAAGAAAGAAAAACAGGAAAAAGAAAGGUAAGAAAUGA